This is a messenger RNA of Fraxinus pennsylvanica, 468 nucleotides long. Lineage: Eukaryota; Viridiplantae; Streptophyta; Magnoliopsida; Lamiales; Oleaceae. The record is from the annotation of a GenBank genome assembly.
AUGGCUAGUUUUUCAAGGUCCUUGUGUUUUUCACUUGGCCUCUUUAUCAUCUUCUCGAGCUUCUCAGAAGCCAGAGACCACUUGAUGGGUGGAAAAUCCGAUGCGUGGAAAGUCCCUUCUUCUGAAUCUGAUUCUCUCAAUCACUGGGCAGAAAAAACUCGAUUCCAAGUCGACGAUUCUUUAGGUAUAUAUACUGUUAAAACUUACACCGAUGGCAAUACGAAGGUGAAGCUCGAGCGGUCGGGGCCGUACUACUUCAUUAGUGGAGCGAACGGGCACUGCGAGAAGGGUCAACAGGUGAUUGUGGUGGUGAUGUCUGAGAAGCACCGCCGCUUCAUUGGAGUUUCUCCAUUGUCAUCUUCGGCGGAGGUUGAGGGUCCGGCAGUUGCUCCCACAAGCAAUGCUGCAAACUUGAAGGGGAGCUUUUUGGUGGCACUGGGGGCUCUUGUGGGAUUUCUUCUGAUGUGA